AUGUCUAAAUACAAAGAUAUCAUGAAAAAUGGGUGGCACCCUGAAAAGUCGGGUACUACUUUCAAAGGCCAAGUUAAGGGUCUUGUUGGGAGAGGAGACAAGGCCGAUGAUAGGGACAGAAGUAACCAUGUCUCUGUUCCUGUGUCACAGCUAAAGGAUCCCUCAAGCUUUGCUCCACCUCCUAAGCGUACUGGUUCGGGUCUCAUUCCAGCAGCUCCUAGGACCGACUCAUCAGCAACCCGAAAGGUCGGUGCCGCUCCGUCGAGAUAUCAGGACCCAUAUGGCGAGUCCCAAGAACAAAUAGAGGAACCACCACAACCACGCGGUCCAUAUCGUACAGACACUACGGGACUGUCAACGGAUAACCUGCCCAAGCCGCCUGGAAGAAGAGACGGCGCUGAUGGACGUUCACCACAGCCGCCAUCAUACCAGUCCGCCAUGACUGGCGUAGGAGGAGGCAGAGCCGCACCUCCUAGUCUACCACCACGUCUUCCCCCAAGGACCAACUCAGCGAGCACAGUAGGGAGCUCACCCGCUGCUAGUCCAGCCCCCACUGGGAAUGGACUCUUGAAUCAAGGAGCAGCGAACCGCCUUGGUGCUGCAGGCAUCAAUGUUCCUGGCUUCGGCAUUGGUCGCUCCAGUCCUGCAGCUGCUGCAUCUCCAAGUCCUCCCCCGCCUCCACGUCCCGGUGUCGCUUCAGCCCCUCCGACGGAGACUCCGUCACAUAUGAGUGAACUGCAGAACCGAUUCUCCAAGCUCGGGACGCCUUCAUCCAACGCCAACGCAGCAGCAACUCCACCUCCCAGCGAGGGGACAACGUGGGCCCAGAAGCAAGCCGCUUUCAAGACUGCCUCAUCGUUCCAAAAGGAUCCUUCUUCGGUCUCGUUUUCAGAUGCCCGAGCAGCCGCCAGCACAGCCAAUAAUUUCCGUCAGCGUCACGGCGAACAAGUCGCUGCUGGGGCCAAGGCAGCAAAUAAUCUCAACCAAAAAUACGGUCUUUUGGACAAGGCCCAGAACUCCUACGCCAAAGUCCAGGGUGCUCAGGGUCAGGGUCAGAAUCAGGAUCAGGGUGCUGGAGUUCCAUCUACAGGCCUAGCAAGCGUGGCUGGAAAGAAGAAGCCGCCUCCGCCCCCGCCAAAGAAGAAGCCGGCCCUCAUGAGUGCGCAAGCUCCUCCCGCUGAUGAUGAACCGCCGCCGAUCCCCAUGGCAACAAGACCGCAAUUCUAA
Fusarium coffeatum is the source of this 1227-nucleotide messenger RNA. RefSeq lists its product as uncharacterized. The coding region runs from base 1 to 1227 and encodes 408 amino acids. The transcript has 2 exons. The record is from RefSeq and is a predicted model, not a curated record. NCBI's taxonomy places the organism in Eukaryota, Fungi, Ascomycota, Sordariomycetes, Hypocreales, Nectriaceae.